ACUCGUGACUUGUUUUUCUUCGAUCCUCAAGGAGUCAUGACUCAUAAUCCACCCUCAUCAGCACCAAAAACCCUAUAAAAAUCCAAACCAGAGAAUCCAAAUUCCCAAAACUCCUCCAAGGUUCUCUCUCCUAAUUCGGGAGAAUUGUUAUUGCGGUUGAAUUGGAAUCUGAAACGGGGAGAAUUUAAUAAGAAUUGGAAUUGGGAGCGGAGUUGUGAAGCUUGAUGAAUACGUCGCAGUUCAUGGACAAGCAGAUCAUGGAUCUCUCUGCCGGAUCGCAGAGCAACGAUUUUAUCAAUCUCAUGAGCCCUGAAGAUGACCACUUGACUGGCGUCGGUGGUGGUGGCGGUGGCGGUGGCGGUGUGGGUUCUAAGAAGGAAGAGAUCGUGCCCAGCUACGAUUUUCAGCCAAUUCGUCCCAUGGGUUCUUCGCAGUUUUCGAAUCUUGAUGCUGUCGGUGGUGCAGGAGGACCUAGGGCUUGGAGCUCGACUGACUCCAAGACCAACACUCCUGGCAUUAGAAAUUAUGGUUCUCUCGACUCUAAUGAACUUUCAAAAAUCAGCCUUGAGAAAGAUCGAAAUAUUGAUGCAGCAAUUGUAUCUGAGAUUGAUCAAACAAUGAAAAAACAUGCUGAUAAUUUGCUACAUGCGUUGGAAGGUCUUAGUGCACGACUUACACAGCUGGAGAGCAGAACUCGGAACCUUGAGAAUUCUGUGGAUGAUUUGAAGGUAUCUGUUGGAAAUAAUCAUGGCAGUGCUGAUGGAAAAAUGAGGCAGCUGGAAAAUAUUCUUAGAGAGGUGCAAACUGGUGUACAGGUUUUAAGGGACAAACAAGAAAUAGUGGAGGCUCACCUACAGCUUGCAAAGCUUCAAGUGUCCAAAGCAGACCAGCAAUCGGAAACCCAGAACACUGUGACCUUAGAUUCUGCAAAGCAAGCAGCAUCUCCUCCUCAGCAAUCUCACCAACCACUUCCUCCACCUGUUACUCCUCAAACACUUCCUGCACUCCCUCCCCCUAAUGCUCCACCACCUCCUCCCCAACUCAAUAUGCAGUCUCCUCCAGCUCAGCUACCUAGUCAAUUCCCUCCGAACCAGAUUCCUUCCAUCCCACAGCGAGAGCCCUACUUUCAACCACCUGGUCAGGCACAAGAAGCUCCCAACCAGCAAUACCAACUACCACUGACCCAGCAACCACAGCCGCCUCCUGCAGCUCCAUCACAUCAACAAUAUCAACCAGCCUCUCUUCCACAAUAUUCUCAGCCACCCCAGCUGCCACAACAGCACCCGUCUAUUGCACCCAUUAAUCCUCCUCCUCAACACCAACCUCCAUUAGGUCAUCAUCCUGAAGAAACGUCUUAUGUUCCACCUCAGACCUACCCUCCAAGCCUUCGCCAGCCACCCUCUCAGCCACCCUCUCAGCCACUUUCUGGGGCACCUCCCUCUCAACAGUUCUAUGGGCCACCCUCGCACAUGUAUGAGGCCCCAUCUGGCAGAUCCAGUUCUGGCUUUUCUACUGGAUUUGUUCCUCCACCAUCUGGGCCUACUGAACCAUAUGCUUACAGUGGAUCACCCUCUCAAUAUGGUAGUAACAUGCCAAUGAAACCACAACAGUUCUCAUCUGGUGUCCAAGGUGGUGGAAGUGGUUACCCACAACUCCCAACUGCUCGGGUAUUACCACAUGCACUGCCUACGGCCUCUGGGCCUGUUGGUGGUUCUGGUCCUGGUUCUGGUUCAUCCGGAAGUGGAAAUAGGGUUCCUAUAGAUGAUGUGGUCGACAAAGUGACAAAUAUGGGGUUCCCAAGAGACCUUGUGAGAGCAACUGUUCGGAAGCUGACAGAAAAUGGCCAGUCAGUUGACCUGAAUGUGGUGCUGGAUAAACUGAUGAAUGAUGGGGAAGUCCAGCCCCCAAGAGGUUGGUUUGGUCGGUAAAAUUGCCAAAUUGGUAUUUAUGUACAGAAGAGGCGUCUAAACUAUUUGUUUCUGGAUCAUCCCUUUUCUGAGAGGAACCAAACCAUUUGCCUGGAGAUAUGAGUUAUGCUUUGCAGUUUUUAUUCUCUCUUUAUUUAUGACAUUGCGGAACUGUUAAUUCUUUCCUGUCUAGCUGUGGUUUGUGACUGCUGUCAUUUUCUCAUUUCUGUAUACUCACAAUAAUUAGAAAGCCUUAUAUCAAAGUGUUUUUGAGUUGUCCAA
Messenger RNA from Vitis riparia (riverbank grape), 2189 nucleotides. Its product is annotated as actin cytoskeleton-regulatory complex protein PAN1. NCBI's taxonomy places the organism in Eukaryota, Viridiplantae, Streptophyta, Magnoliopsida, Vitales, Vitaceae. The transcript is spliced from 3 exons. The coding region runs from base 225 to 1928 and encodes 567 amino acids. The record is from RefSeq and is a predicted model, not a curated record.